UAACAGAACGCCACGUCACACAUCUGAUUUGAUCUCAACGCUUCAUCACAACCAAGCGAGAUCCAACGCACCACAUCAUUUCCAACCCCACCGUACAGAACCCUCAGACUUAGCUCAUCGUAGCUGAUAUCACUCACUUCACCGAGUCACUCCUCACACUUUAGUAUAAGAGCGAAAGAGCGUUGUUGGUGUUGACGCCAUUUCACACAUCACACACUGUACCCUCAAAAACCAAAACCACCAACAAACUCUUCCAUUUCUUCCCUCUCGUUCGUUUCUAGGGUUUGUUACUCACUGAGGUGAGCCUGACGGAGAAGAAGAACCUUCUUCCGAAAUGGAUUUGUUCGGCUCAAAUGGAAAUGACCACGAGGAUUCUCUGCCGCCACCACCACCCGUCCCACCAGAUGUUGUGCCUGCCAAAGCAGAGGAGGAGCUUCCUCCUGAGCCACCGAAGAAAACCCGGGUGCCAAUAGCCAGGCGCGGUCUAGCUUCAAAGGGUCAGAAGCUGAGUCUGUUGACCAACCACUUCAAAGUGAAUGUAAACAACACUGAAGGGGAAUUCUACCAGUAUAGUGUGGCUCUUUCUUAUGAAGAUGGGCGCCCUGUGGAAGGAAAGGGUGCUGGAAGGAAAGUGAUAGACAAAGUUAAGGAAACUUAUGACUCAGAGUUGAAUGGGAAGGACUUCGCCUAUGAUGGUGAAAAAACUUUGUUCACUGUUGGGUCUCUAGCUCGAAACAAGCUUGAGUUUACUGUUGUUCUUGAGGAUGUUACCUCAAACAGAAACAAUGGAAACUGCAGCCCUGAAGGUCAUGGAAGUCCCAACGAAGGUGAUAGGAAGAGAGUGAGGCGCCCAUACCGUGCCAAAACUUUCAAAGUUGAGAUUAGCUUUGCCGCCAAAAUUCCAAUGAAAGCCAUUUCCAAUGCUUUACGCGGGCAAGAAACUGAGAAUUAUCAAGAAGCCAUCAGAGUUCUUGAUAUCAUCCUGAGGCAACAUGCUGCCAAGCAAGGAUGCUUGCUUGUGCGCCAAUCCUAUUUCCACAAUGAUCCAAAGAAUUUUGCUGAUGUAGGAGGGGGGGUUCUCGGUUGCCGAGGCUUCCAUUCAAGUUUUAGAACCACUCAGUGUGGCCUGUCACUCAAUAUAGAUGUUUCAACUACCAUGAUUAUUACUCCUGGGCCUGUGGUGGACUUUUUAAUUGCCAAUCAGAAUGUGAGAGAUCCCUAUUCGCUUGACUGGGCAAAGGCCAAGAGGACACUUAAAAAUCUGAGGAUUAGAACUAGUCCCUCCAAUCAGGAGUUCAAGAUUACUGGUCUCAGUGAACUCCCAUGCAAAGAGCAGACUUUUACUCUAAAGACCAGAGGUGGAGCAGAUGGUGAAGAUACUACGGAAGUGACUGUAUAUGACUAUUUUGUUAAACAACGCAAUAUAGAGCUCCGCUACUCUGGUGAUCUUCCUUGUAUCAAUGUGGGAAAGCCGAAACGUCCAACAUAUUUCCCCCUUGAGCUUUGCGAUUUGGUAUCCCUGCAACGGUACACGAAAGCACUGUCAACACUUCAAAGGGCUUCUCUGGUCGAGAAAUCCAGGCAAAAACCGCAGGAGAGGAUGAGGGUGUUGAAUGAUGCCCUCAAAACCAGCAACUAUGCUUCUGAACCCAUGUUGCGUAGCUGUGGUAUUCAAAUAAACAAUAGUUUCACUCCAGUUGAAGGACGUGUUUUGCAAGCUCCAAGGCUGAAAUUUGGGAAUGGAGAAGACUUCAAUCCUAGGAACGGAAGGUGGAAUUUUAACAAUAAGAAAAUUGUCCAACCAACAAAGAUUGAGAGGUGGGCAGUUGUUAACUUCUCUGCUCGCUGUGAUGUGAAUGGACUUAUCAGGGACCUGAUUAAAUGUGGAGGAAUGAAAGGAAUUAUAAUUGAUCAGCCUUUUGAUGUAUUUGAAGAACAAAAUAGUAACAGACGUGCUCCUCCGCUUGUCAGGGUGGAGAAAAUGUUUGAAUUGAUUCAGUCUAGACUUCCUGGGGCUCCUCAGUUCCUGCUUUGUCUUCUGCCAGAGCGGAAAAACUCUGAUCUUUAUGGUCCUUGGAAGAAGAAGAACCUUGCUGACUUUGGAAUCGUUACCCAGUGCAUUGCUCCAACAAGGGUCAAUGAUCAGUAUUUGACCAAUGUUUUGUUGAAAAUAAAUGCAAAGCUUGGUGGGUUGAAUUCUUUGCUAGGUGUGGAGCACUCCCCUUCUAUUCCUAUUGUUUCAAAAGCUCCUACACUCAUUCUUGGCAUGGAUGUGUCCCACGGCUCCCCAGGGCAAUCUGAUAUUCCAUCAAUUGCUGCGGUGGUGAGCUCUAGACAAUGGCCACUGAUAUCUAAGUACAGGGCAUGUGUUCGAACACAGUCUCCCAAGGUCGAAAUGAUUGACAAUUUAUUUAAGAAAGUAUCUGAUAAAGAUGAUGAAGGAAUAAUCAGGGAACUUCUCAUUGACUUCUAUUCAAGUUCCGGAAAGAGGAAACCUGAUAAUAUAAUUAUAUUCAGGGAUGGUGUUAGCGAGUCUCAAUUCAAUCAAGUUUUGAACAAAGAACUUGAUCAAAUCAUUCAGGCCUGCAAAUUUUUGGAUGAGAACUGGGAUCCCAAGUUUUUGGUGAUGGUUGCUCAGAAGAAUCACCAUACCAAGUUUUUCCAGCCGGGAUCACCUGACAAUGUUCCUCCUGGAACGGUUAUUGAUAACAAAAUUUGUCACCCUCGGAACUAUGAUUUUUACAUGUGUGCCCAUGCUGGAAUGAUUGGUACUACCAGGCCUACUCACUACCAUGUGCUGUUAGAUGAGAUUGGUUUCUCUCCAGAUGAUCUUCAGGAACUUGUUCAUUCUCUUUCCUAUGUGUAUCAGAGGAGUACCACUGCCAUCUCUGUUGUUGCUCCAAUAUGCUAUGCUCACCUGGCUGCAACUCAGAUGGGACAGUUCAUGAAAUUUGAGGACAAAUCUGAGACCUCAUCAAGCCAUGGUGGACUCACUGCUGCUGGAGCUGUUCCUGUCCCUCAGUUGCCCAAAUUGCAGGACAGUGUUUGUAACUCCAUGUUCUUUUGUUAGAGAAGCCUCUCUGUUGGUGAUGCCUCUUUAGAGAAAACAAGGGACAAUUUUAAUUUACAUGUUGGUUUUUUAGACUUGUAAGCUUUGGCUUUUGUGGAUACAAUCAAAACCAUGUCGUAGACCUAAUGACUUGAUUGCCAUAUAAUAUGGGUAAAAGACUAAAUACCUGUGGAUGCAUUUUAGAUAUGCUUUCACAUGUGUUUUGUCUUUCCUAUUCUAUGGUAGCUUUUAGUUAAUAUAUGAAGUUAUCCAUCUGACUAAGUUUCAUCUAA
Messenger RNA from Arachis stenosperma, 3342 nucleotides. Its product is annotated as protein argonaute 4-like. Gene Ontology annotation, cellular component: cytoplasm. The transcript has 23 exons. Gene Ontology annotation, biological process: regulatory ncRNA-mediated post-transcriptional gene silencing. Lineage: Eukaryota; Viridiplantae; Streptophyta; Magnoliopsida; Fabales; Fabaceae. The record is from RefSeq and is a predicted model, not a curated record. Gene Ontology annotation, molecular function: RNA binding; protein binding. Bases 335 to 3070 code for a protein of 911 amino acids.